CGUUCGCGCGCGGGAGGUUGGUGCCGAGCCACGUUCGGCCGCUGUCGUACUGCUGCGCGCCAGGUUCCUGUGAAAAUGCAGCGAGCAAUGGCGAUCAGGUAGCACAUCACAUUGAAGUGAAAGGAGCAUCGUCCCUGACGCAUCCAGGGAACCACGCAUCACUCACUCGGGAAGGGACGUUGCACAGAGGUCGAACCACGCCGGUAGCGGCGGCAGCGUUUGUUGAUCGACCGGACCUGCGCGCGCGCUCUCCUAGUUCACGUCCGACACAAGCGGGCUAUGCGCUGUUGCGGAACAGCGGUCUCGGUAGGACCGGGCCAAGCCGCGUCGUAGCCGAGACGUGCUGCGGUGUGAGUGACCCCCGAGAUGGGCGGCCUGAUCUGAAGCUGAACCGGCUCGACGCGCCCAAGAGUAGCUCGGCCACCCAACCUUGGAGGAAAGACAGUCUCAUACCCGAACGUACUGGUGCACUCCACUGUCUCGCCAGCAUCGCUGGUGCGAUCAGGCUCCACCUCAACCGCUGCUUCUAGUCACAGAUCUAGCAUGGAGACGCCCGUGACGAGCGAAACGCCAUCAGAAGAUUUGCGGAAAGCGUUGGAAUGGGAGCUGGGCCUGGACAGCCGAGACUUGCGCAGCCAUGCCUGGUACCAUGGCACCAUCCCGCGGCAGCGUGCCGAGGAACUCAUGACGGUCGACGGGGGCUUCCUGGUGCGAGACUGUGUCUCGCGGCCCGGCGAUUACGUGCUCACAUGCUGCUGGAAGGGUGCACCGCUCCACUUCGUCAUCAACAAGGUGGUCCUGCAACCAUUCACCGUGUAUGAGCGUGUCCAGUACCAGUUUGAGGAUGACUGUUUUGACACAGUGCCUGACCUGGUAACCUUCUAUGUUGGAAACAAGCGGCCAAUUUCAGCUGCUUCUGGUGCUGUAGUAUCAAGACCAGUGAAUAGGAGCAUGCCACUUUCCUACUACGCCCAGCGCUAUGGCAUUGAGGUGUCCCAAGCUGCAGAGCCACCCCAGCACAGGGCUCUUGAUGCCACUACUAUGGUCCCUGCACCUUCCAAUGGGCUGUCUACUGAGCCCCACCUACCACAAAAACUGCACUCUUUGGGCCAUCCAAAUACUGGGCAGAUACCGUCGUGUGCGACGUUGCCGUGUAGGGACAACUCUGGAAGCCACAGGAGAGGCUUCAUUCGUGUGGGCAGUGAUCCACUACUCAGCCCAACAUUGGAACGUAGGACCUUAGAACACAGGCCACUUUCCAGCACGGUCAGCUCGGAGGCUGCCCAGAGGCACCUUGAAGGAAGCUCUGAAGACCAGCCGCCACCUAAGCCUAGCCGAGUUCCUUCAAAACGACUACAACAGAAGCCAGCAGUUGCCAAGAGAGACCCUGUUCCAGUGAUGCAAUAUGUCAACAACUGUGAAGGCGUCUACUCUGAACUUGCUGACAAUGGUGGUUCAUGUCACAUCGCUGAAGCUGGUGACCCUGCAACACGACCAAGUGAUAUCAAGCGGCAUGGAUUGCCAGCAUUGCCACACCGAACUCUCAUUCGAACUGGCGCUGCUGGCCCAACACAGGUGCCAGCUGGGCAAUGUUCUGACACAGUGGCUUGCAAUCGUGUAGUGACUGUGCCUGAAAUUGACCCGCCAUCAACAUUUGACUUAGUGACAUUUGCUACAACGCUGCUUCCAUCUGAUAAUAAGCCACUGGACAAGAGCAUUAUGGCACGUGUGCGUAAUGUCCUUCUGGAGAGUGGGCCUCGUGCCUUGGCUAACCAUCUGACUCGGCUUGACUUAGAUAUGUUGGGACUUAAAGGAGAAAGAGACCUGGGGCUUGGCGUUACAGUGGGUUUGGAACUGCUGGCUUUGCCCCAGGGAUCAAGGUUCAGGAAGGACCUUUUGGAACGGACUGAGUGCCUAAAACUGUUUGUUGCAUCAACGCUGUUGAUGUGUGCUGAUGAUGUGGAGCGUGUGGAGCUGCUCAACAAGUGGAUCCAAGUGGCAGGUGACACAAAGACAGCUUUGGGAAACCUCUAUGGUUUCACAGGAAUCAUGCAAGGACUUGCUAUGUCACAGAUCUCUCGAUUGAAGACCACAUGGCUGGCAUUGCGCCAACGGCAUACAGACACUGCACUUGCCUAUGAGACCAAGCUGCGGCCAGCCCUGAAGAACAUGCAGGAAUGUAGCAACCCUCAAGCACCCAACACCUGCCUGCCUUACUUACUCUCUAUACUGCUCAUCCUGGAGCACAGCUUUGAAGGGCUGCUUGUAAAUCCAUCUGCAGCAUCUUCCCAACGCAAGGACACUAGCUCAGAGCUGCUCCUACUCCCUUGGGAGAAUUCAACUGCUGACUAUGGUCUUCAGUUGUUGCUUUCACACCUAGAACAGCAGCGGCUGGUGACUCAACAGCUUCCAACAUAUCGGCGCAACGGCGAGAUUGUGUUCGAGAAUGUCAAGUUAGAUGACAUUAUGCUGGACCUCUUUCGGACCGAGUUUCACCUGUUGUUCCUGUGGGGUGCACGCGGUGCCACUGUGGCAUCCUGUGAAAGACAUGCCAAGUUGACACAAGUGUUAGCAGCUAUGUCAGUUCGGUCUGAACCGAUUGGCACACCUGUGUGAUGAUGGGGGUGGGCGAUUACAAGUGCCUGAGCCUAGUGAACAGGUGGCAUGAAGUUAAUGAACAAGAAGGGCCAGCUGAAGUCAUCUUCCUUGUGACAGCAUGUGAUUGUACCAAAACACUGGAGGAGUUUUCAGAGUGAUGAAGACAAGACUGUGAAUAGUGAUGAUCAGCAGUAGCUGAUGCACAGCAUUGAAGGCUAGUGAAUUUUAGGGAUGUUCAUUGUAGAUUUCUUGAUCAGCUAGUACUCUGAAUGCCUUUUUUCAGCCACUUUACUGUGGACAGGUAUAACAGCAUGCAACAGGUCUUGCAUCAUUUAUUGUAGGUUUGUGACAAGAGUAUGUACAUGUUUCUUGCAACACAUUACCAAAAGAGGUUUUGCAGUCUAAGCUGCUUCUGGAAUAGAUGUGAUUAUGCAGUCACAAUAUGUGAAUGUGCUGCUCCUACUAAGCAUCAAGUAUGAAAACAAUAUAUGUCCUUUUGCUCUUAAGAUGUGCUGUAAUUUUUAAUGUUAAAUGUAGAUAGCAUACAGUAGCAUAGCCAGAGCGUAUUUUUGAAGGGGUUUAGGAGGCAGGUGUUUUCAACGUGCUCAAAACUUUUUGUGUUUCCAGCCUGCUGAUAAUCUGCUCCUUUUUCUUAAGAGCGUUUCCUUAUGAUAAAAAAAAAAAAAAAAAAAAAAACAACAACAUUGUGGGAGCUGGUUUGACACGAAGACUCCCUGUGGCCAUUCUCCUGAUAUCAUAAUUUAUUGUUCACGAUAAUGGAAGUAAUUUUGCCUGUAUGCAAGUGAUCCCAGAGAAGGGUUGAGAUCGAAGGGAGUUUGUUACAAACUUAUGGUUUUACUUUGUGGAAGUGGCUUAAAGGGGUCCUGGAAUGUUUUGCUAACCUAUGGGACAUUAUGAACUUAAGGCACUGCACGGGUGACACCUAGAUGAAACUUUUUGAGGUAAAAAAACGUGAGUGAAGUCGCACUGGUCUCCUUGUUUUCUAGCCCCUUCUGCUUGCAUGUCUGGCAGUUCUUGGAGCACUGUGCCACCUUCCAUGACCUUGUCAAUGUGCCCCAUAUUAAUACAGAAGUUUUCCAUGGCUGAGCCUCUCAACAACUUCCUACCAAACAUCCGUAAUGGGACUUGUGUUCCCAGUGGCACAAAUGUGAAAUAAUAAUAAAUUCUAUCAAAAGCUGUUUCCCAGACACAUGGUAAUUUGUGACAUUGUCACAGUACAGUUAGCCAAAAAUUUUCAAGUCAUUCCUUUCACCACUUGCUGCUUUUAUACUGAUAAUGUGGUUUCAUUUUUCCCUUUUGUCUUCAUGUACUUGUUCUCUGCUGUUUUGUAUGGUUUGUUCACUUAAUGCAUCAUUGGGAUCAGCCAAAAGAAGGUGCUUUAGUAUGUGGUGGAUAGUGCUGCUUGUGAGGGACAAGAGGCAGAGUAAGCAUACUUGAAAAAUCAAUAUAUGAACUACAAAAGCCUAUAUUUAGUCAGGGACCACAUAAUGAGCCCUCACAGUGUGUUCCAGUUUUUUUUUUUUUAAUUGCAGUGAAUAGUGUGUGACCUACAUACAUACAAGUUAAUUAAAAGUAGUGUAAUAUUCAUUGACAUCAACUAAACUGGCCAGAUUCAUCAUGUUACAAGCUUCCCGGGGCAGCAUCUGUGUGCACAUGUGUGUCUCUAUUGGUUGCUUUGGGCAGUGUGGUUGGCUUUUAUUGUGUCCCCACAAUCUUAGUAAAGGACAGGAUUGUUAGGAAAUGUCCUCACCUUCUGCAACUUUGGAAUUCCAGGAAUACAAUGGGAACUUACGUACAUGAGCCAGUAGCAAGUCUCGUCACAAAUGUAGCAAUUAUAUGUUUAGAUGGGAUCAGUGAUUAUUUGCUUUGAAACAUCAUUAGAAAAGCAACCCUUUAAUCCCAGGUGCUAUGCCCUUUUUCCGAAAAAAAAUUACAGCUAGUGCCACAUUCAUCCACCUUUCGUUCCACAUAACUUCUCUUUCAUUUCCUUAAGCUAGGUAAUGGACAUGCUCUAGUUUUUUUGCGGUGUCGAACAUAGUUGAAUAUUUUGUCACAGAGGUAUAGGAGACAUUGCAAUUUCCUGCAUGUACUUUAAGGCGUGCACGACAGUUUGUAGUACUAUUGAUGCUGUAUGGCAAAUGCUCGCAAGAAAAAAAAAAAUAUAUAUAUAUUUUGUUCUUUUAGUGCUGCACUUACAGAUGGAAUGUACAAUUUUGAAAUUGAUGGGUGUGGAAUGUUGGUUUCACUGUUUAUCGUUUGUAGCUUGUUUUCAGUUGCCAAGAUCACACUUUUGAUCACAUUUUGAGUCUCUCCCAAGAGGUAGCAAUAGUAGCAUCGCUAAACAUUAGUCUAGACAUUCCGAUUCUUUCGUUUUGUGCUAGUGCUUCAAAAUACUUUAGCUAAAUGCAUUCUUAUUAUAUACAGAAAGACAAAAUAAGUGAGUUGUCUUUCCCAAGGCACACACUAAGUCAUCUGCUGACUUGAAUCUACACCAUUAAUCUGCAAAUGUGGCUACCAACAAACCAUUAUUGCACAAAGACAAUGUCUCAUGUGUACAUGGUGUUAUGUUGAGCCUGGUUUAGGGUUAAAGGGAUACUAAAAAGCUGUGUUAGUAAAUUGCCAUUUUUUAGAAUGCUGAAAAGAUCACUGUUAUGGCACGUACACACUAGCGGCAAAACGCAGCAGCGGCAGGGCGGCCACACUAACCGGCGGCGCGCCGCUGCGGCAAUCACGUGACAGACUAGACUCCUCUCCAAUUCUCGAACUAUCCGGGAGCUCACGCGUGCAGAUGAUAGUGCGAAACGAGAAUCAAGCGGUCGGGCGGGUCCGCAUGGCACCAGUUUCCAGGCACCAGGCCGUCACGGAAGCGGGCCGCUCUCAUUGGUCUCCUUCAUUCGCGGCACGCGGCAAACCACAAAAAAUCGGUCCAGGAGCGAUCCCUGCCGCGGCAACAAAAACCCGUUUCGCGGCGCCCGUCUUACCGCCGGCGGCGCGCUGCGCGCGUUUUUCCGCUAGUGUGUACGUGGCAUUACUGUGAGCAGAUGCUUGGUAGGCCAGAAAAAUACACAAAAACAAGAGAACUGCAGUGAUACUUCAUUAAAGUUCCUGCACAAACGUCCUGUGAGGACAUGGAGCAUCUCUUCUGUCUAGUUAAUUAUUUAUUGAUAAAGAAAGAAUACAUUGCAUUCUAAGUAAACGAAAACUCGCCGAGAACGGUUUGAAAACUUUUUCUGGUUUUAAAACACCUCAAAUAUGAGAAAGUAGCAUGAAGUCCGUGAUGUCACAUUGACAUAGUGGUGCUGCAGUUUGUGUUUGAAAUUCGAAAAAGGGAAGUUUUGCCUUCAUUUUCUUCAUUAGUAAUGAACGUGUUGCAGGAUUGAAAAUACACGCUUUGAAAGAAUACCUCAUCAGUGCAAGCUGGUUUAGUGCUUUUUAGUGUUCCUUUAAAAACUGUAGAGGUCUGUUUGCAAGUGCAGGGUGCAAUGUGCCCUCAUGUUAUUAUUUUUUUUUUUUUGGGGUGUGUGUGUGUGUAAAUAAUUUACUGCAUCCCAUGUGUAAGCAACCAGUUCCUAUCAUGUGCCGACACAUAGUUUCUGUGUAUUGAUGUAAGUGAAAAAGUAACAAAAUAUGCAUUACUGGACAUUUCUUAAAAAGCAAGGUUACUUUGUUAAAGUUAUUGCUAUACAGUAGACUUCUGUUAAUUUGACUCCAGUUAAUUCGAUCCCAACCGAAACCCAUGCAUUCCUAUGGGCCCAAAGUUUCAUCAAAAUUGGCCUUCGCUGCAUAAUUCGAACUUGGUAGAUCAGCAAGCAUGCACCCAACUUCCUAUGGUGACCCAAAUACAUCAUCAUCAUCAGCCUAUAUUUUAUGUCCACUGCAGGACGAAGGCCUCUCCCUGCGAUCUCCAAUUUCCUCUGUCUUGCGCUAGCGUAUUCCAACUUGCGCCUGCAAAUUUCCUAACUUCAUCAUCCCAUCUGGUUUUCUGCCGACCUCGACUGCGCUUCCCUUCUCUUGGUAUCCAUUCUGUAACCCUAAUGGCCCAUCGGUUAUCCAUCCUACGCAUUACAUGGCCUACCCAGCUCCAUUUCUUACGCUUAAUGUCAACUACAAUAUGUCAAAUAGAAUAUUUAAUGGCAGUGUCUAUCUUGGCUGAUCUUAGGGGACAGCAAACGCGUUCCGUCGAAAACGCCUCUUUUCGUUCGGCCUUAGGAAGAUUUUCAAGCAAUAACCGUAGCUCACUAUGUCUGAUCACUGUAUUUACCUGAUUCCAACGUGGGCUGAAAAUUCCCUAAGCGGUGCAAUCGGAUAUGAAACCAAAACUACCUUCAUGGCAUUGCAUGCUUUACCGCAUAACACUAAUGUACCACGGCAAAGCUGACACUAGGAAACCGACAAGUGUGGCAAGUUGGUAAAGUUGCACAAUCAACAGUGUAACGAAUACAGAGACUAAGAAAAGAAACGAAUGUUACAGGCGCUAUCCUAGGAAACAGGCCUCCAUUCUGCAAGACUUAUUUUUCUUGCUAAAAAAUCGGGUGCAAGUUAGAUAUUUUUGUUUAGAGCUUUAAUGCAAUUUCUACGUUAGUUUUCCACUUUGGACACACAGAAAGUGGACAUGCAUUUGACUCGGGGGUGUUUACGAUUCUGGCAAAUACUGCCAAUGAAUCGGCGGUGUGUUUCGUCAUUUUUUAUACAUCUUAAUUUGACCCACCAGAUAAUUUGAUCAAUUUUGCUGGUCCCAUCAGGGUCGAGUCAACGGAAGAUGACUGUACUUAUAUGUCCCCCCGUCCCCUUCUCUCAAAAAAUCUGCCGUGCAAUGCUAUAGUGUUUACUACCAAUUAUAAAUGUAAAAUAUGGGGUAUCCAAUCUACUGUAUAAACUGAAAUAUAGGUUGAGACCCCCCCCUUAAAAAAAAGAGGCACCGCUCGUCUCAUAUAGCGGCCUUUGGCACGUUGCAAGUCGUCGUCUGGCCAAGGUCAGGGGCUGACGUGUAUUACGGGCAACCUAUAUUCCAGUUUUUACGGUCGUGUAUUUCUUUAGAAUUAAGUCACGAUUUCAGACUCAAAUGUGUGCAGUGUGUGGCUUGAAAUCUAGGCCCAAAGACAACUCUCACAAUGCAGCUUUGUCUUCAGAGUUAAAAACAAUGUGCAGUUCACUUAAUGGGAUUGCACGUAACUAAGAAAACACAAUUCCAAUGCAUUUGUUAAGUAUGUUCUAUGUAUCCACAUCAAUGCCAGAGGGUCUAAAUUCUGUUAGCAGCUUCAGGGAGUGAUGGUGAUAAUGGAUGCCAAUAGAACUUGCAAAGUUUCUAGAAUUUGCUAGUAAGUGUUAGAAAAAUACAGAAAUCUGAUUUUAUUUAAAGAUUUUUUAAAACUUGCGCACUGUUUUUGGCAGCUGAAUAGCAUACAAGGGUUUCACAUUGUACAGCCUCUCAAGUUUUGUAUAAAGGAUGAAAAUGGAAACAUUGUGUACGAUGUAUAUAUGCUUUGACCUGUACAUGCGAAGUCACACGAGAGUACGGCUACAUUAUGUAAUGACAGUGAAUUAGAACCUAGUAUGUGCUGUAAAAGACACAAACCAAGUGUGAUGUUAUGAGAGCUUUGUGUUGUGUGAUGACCGUCACCUGUUCUAGUCACAAAAUUGUAAUGUGUCACCUGAUUAAAAGCACUAUGUGUUAGACCAAAUGAA
Dermacentor silvarum is the source of this 8304-nucleotide messenger RNA. Its product is annotated as breast cancer anti-estrogen resistance protein 3 homolog. NCBI's taxonomy places the organism in Eukaryota, Metazoa, Arthropoda, Arachnida, Ixodida, Ixodidae. Bases 544 to 2616 code for a protein of 690 amino acids. Gene Ontology annotation, biological process: small GTPase-mediated signal transduction; positive regulation of peptidyl-serine phosphorylation. The transcript has 8 exons. The record is from RefSeq and is a predicted model, not a curated record. Gene Ontology annotation, molecular function: phosphotyrosine residue binding; guanyl-nucleotide exchange factor activity.